Messenger RNA from Papaver somniferum (opium poppy), 1230 nucleotides. RefSeq lists its product as uncharacterized. The transcript has 2 exons. The record is from RefSeq and is a predicted model, not a curated record. Bases 1 to 1230 code for a protein of 409 amino acids. Lineage: Eukaryota; Viridiplantae; Streptophyta; Magnoliopsida; Ranunculales; Papaveraceae.
AUGGUUUUGUCAGGUUCAAUGUACGACUCCGACAACUCAAUAUGGGACUCUGAUGAAAGUUUAACGUCUGAUUGUGAUAGCGAAAAUUCGUCCACUUACACCAAACGAUUGUUAGACAUGGAUGAGGUGGUCGAAGGUGAGUUACAAUCUUCUAGAAGUUCCAUUGAAACAAUUACUCCUAUAAUUUUCACAGCUGCGACAAUGGAUAACAAGCGACCUCAUGGUGGAUCUACUUUUGGUAGACGCACAAUUGUUCGCGAUAGGAGACGACGUCACAAUCUUAUUAUUCGUGAUUACUUUAGAGGUGAAGACUCGAAAUACCCUCCACAACAUUUCCGUCGUCGUUUUCGUAUGGAUAUUAGCCUUUUCAUUCGCAUAUUACAUGAUAUUACAAAUUAUGAUAAGUACUUUACACAAAGGUAUGAUGCUGUUAAAAGGGAAGGUUUAAGUCCUUUGCAGAAAAUGAUUGCAGCUGUACGGAUGCUUGCCUAUGGUUUGCUAGCUGAUAUUCUUGAUGAAUAUAUACAGAUUGGUGAAAGUACUGCAGUUGAAUGUCUCAAGCGUUUUUGCGAUGCCAUAAUCGGAAUAUAUGAGAAAGAGUAUCUAAGAAAACCAAAUGAAAAUGACAUAGCUAGGUUUCUUAAGGAAGCAGAGAGUCGUGGUUUUCCAGGCAUGAUUGGGAGUCUUGACUGUAUGCAUUGGCACUGGGAAAACUUCCCAACGGCUUGGCAUGGAACACACACUAAUGGUUUCAAAAGGGUCCCUACCCUCAUUUUAGAAGCUGUAGCAUCUCAAAACUUAUGGAUUUGGCACGCUUUCUUCGGCAUGGCAGGUAAAAAGUAUAAUAUGGGGUAUUACAUGUCGGACGGAAUUUAUCCCAAAUAUGCCACACUAAUUCAAACUAUCUCUAACCCAAGUAAUGAUAGAGAGGAAUUAUUUUCUAAGCGACAAGAAGCUGUGAGGAAAGAUGUGGAACGAGCUUUUGGAGUUUUACAGAGUAGGUGGAGAAUUGUAAAGGGCCCAGCGCGUAAUUGGAAGGCAAAAGACCUUGGUAAAAUAAUGAAGACGUGUAUUAUCUUGCACAAUAUGAUUAUCGAGAAUGAAGAACCUCAAGGAAUUGAUCCGGCACGAUGGGAGCCUCAUGUAGAAGAAAGAGUUAUGCUUGUUAAUUUAGAGCAUGAUCAUCGCUUUCUUGUUUGCAGGAUGAUGUAUAGAAUGAAACAAGUUUGA